This is a messenger RNA of Coregonus sp. 'balchen', 38548 nucleotides long. The record is from the annotation of a GenBank genome assembly. NCBI's taxonomy places the organism in Eukaryota, Metazoa, Chordata, Actinopteri, Salmoniformes, Salmonidae.
AUCCUGCAUUUGAAGUCUAUGUGCAUGUCACAUUCAGAAGUGAAAUGGUGAGUGUUACUUGUAAUAUACAUGUAGCUACUAUUUGAUAAAUAUAUGCGCCAUAGAGUGAAUAUUUUUGCUAAUUAACGAAGCUGUCAAUGCCCAACUUGUUUUAAUCCCCAUACAGAGCGUUGGGUUCUCACCAGCUAUCUGAAGUUUUUCGGACAGCAAAAUGGACUUCUCAAAAUUUCUGGACGAUGAUUUCGAUGUUAAGGAUUGGGUGAAUGGGGCCUUCAAGAUGCAGAAGGAUGCGCCUGGGAAGGCAGAUGCGCACGCGGCAACGCUGGUCAUGAAAUUGCAGGUGUUCAUCCAGGAAGUCAACAACGCAAUAGAGGGUAACCAAAGAUUUGUUUAACUAACGUUAACCUGUGGGGUAACUGUGACAUGGGACAUACUCUUUUCAUGCCACUUCGAUACAGCUACGAACGGAAGUGAUUUUCGUAGCAGGUUAAGAGUGCAUUUUGGCUAACCUUUUUCCUAACGUCCUAGCUAAUUCUCCUAACCUGCUACGAAAAAGUAACUUCCGGUCCUAGCUGUAUCGAAAUGGCGUGAAAAUAGUGUUUCACACUGUGACGGGACAUAUACUCUGGGCCAGACCGCUCAUUAUGCAGGAUCUGAGCUAAACUGACCAAGCUGCACCUCCAACAACACAUACAACCUCACAUAAUUCUGCCCAAAAACAAUGACAAUUUCUCUCAACCAGUGGCAUAUGCACAUUUUUGGUGAGCGCUGAUACCACCCUGUGAUAAGCAGUGCCCAAAGGCAGGGAAACAAAAUAUUUAUCUUAUCCAUUCCCAGGGUGCUGUUGGAGAGAUGCAUCACUGCAGCACAUUCCGUCAAAAAAAUAAUCUAACAUAAAUCGUGUAGCAGAUAUAGCAUAUUGUAGAAAUAGUAUGUGGCCUUUUCUGUAUAAAAUGUAUGACAAUGUAAUGAGACGGAAACUUUUUACAUCAUGCAGGUUUCUCCGAUCAAAUAGCCUAACCUAAAUGGCACUCAAUCAAAUAAUAAAUGUGCUGACAUGUUAACAAACAUAUCCUAAAAACAGGACAGGUCAAAGUAAAAUGGACAAUAUGGAAUGGACAAUCAGGCUACUCACAACUGCUGUCCAGGAGUUUCAUCCCGUGAGCUAAAUUUUCAUGAUUGGUGGUUUAAAGUUUGUAUCAGUACAUUUUUUAAGAGCUGAUCAUAGCGAAAAAUAAAAUACUUCUGCUUUUCCCGCUGUGUAAUAAACACAUUGCAAAUAGGCUCAGGAUAACUCCUCCUGAUAAAGUUGGGUAGCUGAUAUUCAGAGCUUAAAUAGCCAAAUUGAUUAGUCAUAGGAAUCAGGACUAAUAAAGCCAAUGCAACGGCCUGUUUUACAAACAGUGAGCCUACCACAUAGAUGGGCAUUCCAAAAAUUAUAUUGCAGGCAGACAUGGUAGGCUGUACCUUAGUAAGCACGGACCGACGCUGACGCCUUUUGGACGUCUUUUUGUUGGUGUAGUCCGGACCAGCCUUGAUUUCUACAGAUUUUGGUUUUUGGUCCAGAUCAAAUCUGAACCAAUCAUAGACAUUCUAGAUUUGCAGGGGGUGGCAGGGCGGCCAGGACCAGUCCUGCAUAUACUGAACAGAUUAAUAAAGCAACAUGUAAAUCUUCUUUCUCUCAAAUGUUGUGCACAAAUUUGUUUACAUCCCUGGGUUAUGGUAUGGGCAGGCAUAAGCUACGGACAACGAAGACGAUUGCAUUUUAUCGAUGGCAAUUUGAAUGCACAGAGAUACCUUGACGAGAUCCUGAGGCCCAUUGUUGUGCCGUUCAUCUGCCACCAUCACCUCAUGUUUCAGCAUGAUAAUGCACGGCCCCAAGUCGCAAGGGUCUUUACACAAUUCCUGGAAGCUGAAAAUGUUCUUCCAUGGCCUGCAUACUCACCAGACUUGUCACCCAUUGAGCCUGUUUGGGAUGCUCUGGAUCAACGUGUACGACAGCGUGUUCCAGUUCCCGCAACUUCGCACAGCCAUUGAAGAGGAGUGGGACAACAUUCCACAGUCCACAAUCAACAGCCUGAUCAACUCUAUGCGAAGGAGAUGUGUCGCGCUGCAUGAGGCAAAUGGAGGUCACACCAGAUACUGACUGGUUUUCUGAUCCACGCCCCUACCUUUUUUUAAAGGUAUCUGUACAUCUGUAUUCACAGUCAUGUGAAAUCCAUAGAUUAGAGCCUAAUGAAUUCAUUUCAAUUGACUGAUUUUCUUAUAUGAACUGUAACUCAGUAAAAUCUUUGAAAUUGUUGCAUGUUAAGUUUAUAUUUUUGUUCAGUGUCCUAGGAAUGUUGAACGAAUGGGCUACUGCACAGUCACUAUGGGGAGCUCAUUCUAGAGCGCCUGGUUAAAUUGUGCAAAAUCUCUAAAUGGUUAAACUAGUGAGAAAUAUGGGAUUAUUUAACAAAUCUGUGAAUUUGCUUCAUUUACUAUCAUCCUAAAUUAAGAUAUAGAAUUAUUUUGCCAUUAUCUAGUUAAUGUAUAUUAUGCUACUUUCCAUGAUGUGCACAGUAUGUGUUACUACAUUACACAAGCAGACGUUUUGACCACAUCGAAUUGGGGGGAAUUAGACAAUUUUUACCGUAGAUUGGUGAUGUUUAAAAGUUUAUUGUCAAUAAAAUGACACAAGUUCAGUUGCUUAAAACAGAUCAAUAUCUUUGGUUUUGUACUCUUGAUUUUGUCAUAUGCGCUGGGGUCACAGGACUUAGAACGCAGGUAUCAUUUUCUUUCUGAAAUGGUAUGGAUAAUUCGGAAUGCUCUCUCUAUAAAAGUUGCUGGCCACACCAAUAAACUGACUUGACAGUCAACUAUCACUUAAAUAGCAGCCAAUUGUUGUCACUGUUGAUAUCUUAUGGUGGGUCGUGAUUCGUUGAGGAUUACUAACAGAAAGUGGUUUCUUACAUUUUAGUCAUUUAGCAGACGCUCUUAUCCAGAGCGACUUACAGUUAGUGAAUAUAUAUUUUUUUAAUACUGGCCCCCCGUGGGAAUCGAACCCACAACCCUGGCGUUGCAAACGCCAUGCUCUAUCAACUGAGCUACAUCCCUGCCGGCCAUUCCCUCCCCUACCCUGGACAACGCUGGGCCAAUUGUGCGCCGCCCAUGAGUCUCCCGGUCGCGGCCGGUGGCGACAGAGCCUGGAUUCGAACCAGGAUCUCUAGUGGCACAGUUAGCACUGCGAUGCAGUGCCUUAGACCACUGCGCCACUCAGGAGUACACUUACCUUCUCCAUGAUUGCAGCCUCCCGAAAUAAACAUCUGCCGUUUCAAAAUAUAGAUACAAGCCUACUAGAAGUUCUCAUCUAACCAACCAUGUAUAGGUUAGUCGAAGUUUCCAUGUGGCCUUUGAAUAGUUUAAACAGCGCUACACCCCAAUUGUUUGCCCUCUGUUCUUUUGAUAUCAGCGUGAUAUCGACGUAAGUGAUUAACAAAGAAAGUGUUGCGUUACACUUACCAUGUUAGCAACCCACUUAAAUCAAUAUGCAACACUUCAAAAUGUAGCUAGCUGUCUUCUACAAAUUGUCCUGUAAUCAGUGGUGUACACAUUAUUCCCAGAUUCUGUGUGAUUUUUUUUAGCUGUGUUAGUUUUAACAGGAUGUGCAACCUCAUCUCCCCCUCUCGCGCAAUUGAAUUCAAUGUGACAAUCGAUGAGUGAUUUCUCCCAUAUCAAAAUGCAACAUUCCAAUAUGGAGCUGACUGUGUUAUGCAGGUUGUCCUUUAACCAGUGAUGUAAAAAUAUCUCCAGUUGCUACAGUGAGGGAAAAAAAGUAUUUCAUCCCCUGCUGAUUUUGUAUGUUUGCCCACUGACAAAGAAAUGAUCAGUCUAUAAUUUUAAUGGUAGGUUUAUUUGAACAGUGAGAGACAGAAUAACAACAAAAAAAUCCAGAAAAACGCAUGGAAAAAAUUUUAUGAAUUGAUUUGCAUUUUAAUGAGGGAAAUAAGUAUUUGACCCCCUCUCAAUCAGAAAGAUUUCUGUCUCCCAGGUGUAUUUUAUACAGGUAACGAGCUGAGAUUAGGAGCACACUCUUAAAGGGAGUGCUCCUAAUCUCAGUUUGUUACCUGUAUAAAAGACACCUGUCCACAGAAGCAAUCAAUCAAUCAGAUUCCAAACUCUCCACCAUGGCCAAGACCAAAGAGCUCUCCAAGGAUGUCAGGGACAAGAUUGUAGACCUACACAAGGCUGGAAUGGGCUACAAGACCAUCGCCAAGCAGCUUGGUUAGAAGGUGACAACAGUUGGUGCGAUUAUUGGCAAAUGGAAGAAACACAAAAUAACUGUCAAUCUCCCUCUCGUGGAGUUGCGAUGAUCAUGAAAACGGUGAGGAAUCAGCCCAGAACUACACGGGAGGAUCUUGUCAAUGAUCUCAAGGCACCUGGGACCAUAGUCACCAAGAAAACAAUUGGUAACACACUACGCCGUGAAGGACUGAAAUCCUGCAGCGCCCGCAAGGUCCCCCUGCUCAAGAAAGCAAAUAUACAUGCCCGUCUGAAGUUUGCCAAUGAACAUCUGAAUGAUUCAGAGGAGAACUGGGUGAAAGUGUUGUGGUCAGAUGAGACCAAAAUCGAGCUCUUUGGCAUCAACUCAACUCGCCGUGUUUGGAGGAGGAGGAAUGCUGCCUAUGACCCCAAGAACACCAUCCCCACCGUCAAACAUGGAGGUGGAAACAUUAUGCUUUGGGGGUGUUUUUCUGCUAAGGGGACAGGACAUCUUCACCGAAUCAAAGGGACGAUGGACGGGGCCAUGUACCGUCAAAUCUUGGGUGAGAACCUCCUUCCCUCAGCCAGGGCAUUGAAAAUGGGUCGUGGAUGGGUAUUCCAGCAUGACAAUGACCCAAAACACACGGCCAAGACAACAAAGGAGUGGCUCAAGAAGGAGGACAUUAAGGUCCUGGAGUGGCCUAGCCAAUCUCCAGACCUUAAUCCCAUAGAAAAUCUGUGGAGGGAGCUGAAGGUUCGAGUUGCCAAACGUCAUGCUCGAAACCUUAAUGACUUGGAGAAGAUCUGCAAAGAGGAGUGGGACAAAAUCCCUCCUGAGAUGUGUGCAAACCUGGUGGCCAACUACAAGAAACGUCUGACCUCUGUGAUUGCCAACAAGGGUUUUGCCACCAAGUACUAAGUCAUGUUUUGCAGAGGGGUCAAAUACUUAUUUCCCUCAUUAAAAUGCAAAUCAAUUUAUAACAUUAUUGACAUGCGUUUUUCUGGAUUUUGUUGUUGUUAUUCUGUCUCUCACUGUUCAAAUAAACCUACCAUUAAAAUUAUAGACUGAUCAUGUCUUUGUCAGUGGGCAAACAUACAAAAUCAGCAGGGGAUCAAAUACUUUUUUCCCUCACUGUAUGUGUUUUUUGAGUUGUGAUAGCUUCAACAGCACAUAACCCCCCCCCCCCCCCAUGAGUGAUUUUUUGCCACUUGUCCAAACAACAGUUUUUUUCUUUGCAUGUGCAGUUUAAGAUGCUCGUUUUUAAAGUAAUGUGAUUACUGUUGUUGCACAUGUACACUACCAGUCAAAAGUUUGGACACACCUACUCCUUUUUUCUUUAUUUUUACAGUUUUUUAUAUUGUAGAAUAAUAGUGAAGACAUCAAAAUUAUGAAAUAACACAUGUGGAAUCAUGUAGUAACCAAAAAAGUGUUAAACAAAUCAAAAUAUAUUUUAUAUUUGAGAUUCUUCAAAUAGCCACCCUUUGCUUUGAUGACAGCUUUGCACACUCUUGGCAUUCUCUCAACCAGCUUCAUGAGGUAGUCACCUGGGGGGGGGGGGGUUUAUAUUAUGGCAAGAACAGCUCAAAUAAGCAAAGAGAAACGGCAGUCCAUCAUUACUUUAAGACAUGAAGGUCAAUACGGAACAUUUCAAGAAAUGUGCAGUCGCAAAAAACAUUAAUCGCUAUGAUGAAACUGGCUCUCAUGAGGACCGCCACAGGAAUGGAAGACCCAGAGUUACCUCUGCUGCAGAGGACAAGUUCAUUAGAGUUAACUGCACCUCAGAAAUUGCAGCCCAAAUAAAUGCUUCACACAGUUCAAGUCACAGACACAUCUCAACAUCAACUGUUCAGAGGAGACUGUGUGAAUCAGGCCUUCAUGGUCGAAUUGCUGCAAAUAAACCACUACUAAAGGACACCAAUAAUAAGAAGAGACCUGCUUGGGCCAAGAAACACGAGCAAUGGACAUUAGACCGGUGGAAAUUUGUCCUUGGGUCUGGAGUCCAAAUUGGACAUUUUUGGUUCCAACUGCUGUGUCUUGGUGUGGGUGAACGGGUGAUCUCCGCAUGUGUAUUUCCUACCGUAAAGCAUGGAGGAGGAGGUGUUAUCGUGUGGGGGUGCUUUGCUGGUGACACGGUCGUGAUUUAUUUAGAAUUCAAGGCACAUUUAACCAGCAUGCCUACCACAGCAUUUUGCAGCGAUACGCCAUCCCAUCUGGUUUGGGCAUAGUGGGACUUUGUUUUUCAACAGGACAAUGACCCAACACACCUCCAGGCUGUGUAAGGGCUAUUUUACCAAGAAGGAGAGUGAUGGAGUGCCGCAUCAGAUGACCUGGCCUCCACAAUCCCCUGACCUCAACCCAAUUGAGAUGGUUUGGGAUGAGUCGGACGACAGAGUGAAGGAAAAGCAGCCAACAAGUGCUCAGUGUAUGUGGGAACUCCUUCAAGACUGUUGGAAAAGCAUUCCAGAUGAAGCUGGUUGAGAGAAUGCCAAGAGUGUGCAAAGCUGUCAUCAAGGCAAAGGGUGGAUAUUUGAAAAAUCUCAAAUAUAUUUUGAUUUGUUAAACACUUUUUUGGUUACUACAUGAUUCCAUAUGUGUUAUUUCAUAAAUUUGAUGUCUUAUUCUACAAUGUAGAACAUAGUAAAAAAUUAAGAAAAAUCCUUGAAUGAGUAGGUGUGUCCAAACUUUUGACUGGUACUGUAUGUGUAGAUAGUACAUUUUAUGUUUUGGUUUUCAAUAUCACAAACUGUUUUUGCAAAUUGGUUAUUGAUUUGGACACUUUAAAACUGUAACAUGGGGCUAUCUUUUAGUAUGUUUUGUCAACAGGAAGCAGCGACAGCAUUAUUUUAAACUUAAGUUUUAGGAAAUUAAAUGGCACAACAUUAAUUUCCAAUGGUAUUGUACUUAAUCAGGUAAAAGUUGCUGAAUGAGUCCAAAAACGUGCUGUGAUUGAUUUAUUUUGAUGACAUACCAGAAAUCACCAAAACGGGUUUGCCCUGCCUAGACAUACUCAAAUAUUUGUGUCUCAUGUUAUUGUAUUGCUGCCUGUUCCCCAAAGCUAUUAAGGAAGUAAAAUAUUCCAGGUUCAGUUGUUAACUGAACUGGAAGAACCAAGAGUCAUAGGCUACAUAUUCCUAACGAACUAAAUGUAAGUCAGUGCAGGUCCAUCUGACUUGGCACUGGCAGUUGUGUUGUGGUACCAAUGCCAUGUUUCCAGCUUCACUGAUCAUUUACGGACACAACAGGAAACAUUUGACUAGUGCCCUGUCCUUGGCACAUCCUAAUUUUUGUUUUUGAAUUAUAUUUCAGAUAGCAGUAACCAGGCGCUGCAGAACAUGCCCAGAGUGCUGCGGGACGUGGAGGCACUGAAGCAGGAGGCGUCGUUCCUGAAAGAGCAGAUGGUCUUGGUCAAGGAGGACAUUAGGAAGUUUGAGCAGGACACUGUACAGUCCAUGCAGGUAUAGAGGCUAUUUACAUUACAAAUACACAGACAGACCGGGUGAAAUGACUUGUAACUAAGCAAAGACCCAUAACACAGAUGCUGCACAUAAUACUCUACGACAGGGUUCUUCAAUUCCGGUCCUGGAGGGCCGAAACACUUCUGUUUUUUAUUUCUACCUGGUAGUUAAUUGCACUCACCUGGUGUCCCAGGUCUGAAUUAGCCCCUUAUUAGAAGGAGAGGAUGAAAAACAGAGGUGUUUCGGCCCUCCAGGACCGGAAUUGAAGAACCCUGCUCUACGAUCUAGCACCUGGACAGGAUAUCAUACUAUCCAAAUAGGAUAACAAGCUCACAAUGUGCAAAAUAUGUAUUGUAUGUUAUCUUGAUUCUGUGCUGCAGGUCUUGGUGGAGCUUGAUCAGGUCAAGUCUCGCAUGCACCUGGCUGCCGAUGCACUACAGGAAGCAGACAAAUGGAGCACGCUCAGUGCAGACAUCGAGGAGACCUUCAAGACACAGGUGACAUCAAACUACCUCUAAAACCUUUGCUCUCCUACCAUGUGAUAUAGAACACUGGCGAUUCACUCUGUGUACAGAUUUUAUACGUUUAGGAUUCAGAAUGAUUAUUUUAUUGGGCACAGGUACAUGUGAUGACCAUAUUAUUGUUGUUCAACAAAGAGCACUACACGUCCCGACUUCUUGGUGUUCUUUAAUAGUCUGAGAUAGUCACUUGUUAAGAUAUCCCAAAAUGGUAACUCCUCAGAAGGCAGAACUAGACAUUCAUGUCGGUGGUAUAGAGUCAGGGUAGAGAUCCCACAUUCAUGGGAAGCCAUAGGAUCUACUGAUUUCAAAUAAAAUACAAUUGUAUUUGUCAAAUGCGCCAAAUACAACAGGUGUAGACUUAACGCUGAAAUGCUUGCUUACGAGCCCUUCCCAACGAUGCAGAGUUAAAAAAUAAAAAUAGUAACUGAAGGAAUAAAAUACACAAGAAUGGAGCUAUAUGCAGGGAAUACCAGUACCAGAUCAAUGUGCAUGAGUAUGAGGUAUUUGAGGAAGAUAUGUACAUGAAGGCAGGGUAAAUUGACUAGGAAUCAGGAUAGAUAAUGAGAGUAAAAUAAAGAACAGAGUAGCAACAGCAGCAUAUGAUGAGUAUAAAAGUGUGUUUGUGUUGUGUCGGUAUGCAUGUGUGUUUGUUGUCGUGUGUGUGUGUACCUGCGUGCGUAUGUAGUGUAUGUGAAUGGGUCUGGGUUUUGUGUGAGAGUGUCAGUGUAGUGUGUAUAUACACUGAGUGUACAAAACAUUAAGGACACCUGCUCUUUCCAUGACGUACACUGACCAGGUGAAUCCAGGUAAAGGCUAUGAUCCCUUAUUGAUGUCACUUGUUAAAUCCACUUCAAUCAGUGUAGAUGAAGGGGAGGAGAUGGGUUAAAGAAGGAUUUUUAAGCCUUGAGACAGUUGAGACAUGGAUUGUGUAUGUGUGUCAUUCAGAUGGUGAAUGGCUAAGACAAAAUAUUUAAGUGCCUUUGAACGGGGUAUGGUAGUAGGUGCCAUGCGCACCGGUUUGUGUCAAGAACUGCAACGCUGCUAGGUUUUUCACAUUCAACAGUUUCCCGUGUGUAUCAAGAAUGGUCCACCACCCAAAGAACAUCCAGCCAACUUGACACAACUGUGGGAAACAUUGGCGUCAACAUGGGCCAGCAUCCCUAUGGAACGCUUUCCACACCUUGUAGAGUACAUGCCCUGACAAAUUGAGGCUGUUCUGAAGGGGGGGGGUUGGGGUGCGCAACACAAUAUUAGGAAGGUGUUCUUAAUGUUUUGUAGACUCAGUGUAUAGUCUUGUGUGUGUGCAUAGUCAUUUUGAUUCAACCAAACCUCCAUUUUGUUUUAACAUAUACUUCCGUUCAAAGGUUUGGGGUCACUUAGAAAUGUCCUUGUUUUUGAAAGAAAAGCAAUUUUUUUUGUCCAUUUAAAAGAACAUAAAAUUGAUCAGAAAUACAGUGUAGACAUUGUUAAUGUUGUAAAUGGCUAUUGUAGCUGGAAACGGCAGAUUUUUUAUGGAAUAUCUACAUAGGCGUACAGAGGCCCAUUAUCAGCAACCAUCAGUCCUGUGUUCCAAUGGCACAUUGUGUUUGCUAAUCCAAGUUUAUCAUUUUAAAAGGCUAAUUGAUCAUUAGAAAACCUUUUUGCAAUUAUGUUAGCACAGCUGAAAACGAUUGUGCUGAUUUAAAGAAGCAAUAAAACUGGCCUUCUUGAGACUAGUUGAGUAUCUGGAGCAUCAGCAAUUGUGGGUUCGAUUACAGGCUCAAAAUAACUUUCUUCUGAAACUCGUCAGUCUAUUCUUCUUCUGAGAAAUGAAGGCUAUUCCAUGCGAGAAAUUGCCAAGAAACUGAAGAUCUCGUACAACGCUGUGUACUACUCCCUUCACAGAACAGCGCAAACUGGCUCUAACCAGAAUAGAAAGAGGAGUUUGAGAAACAGGCGCCUCACAAAGAGAAAGCCAUAUCUCAGACUGCCCAUCUUAAUAUUUAAUUUUUAUUGGCCAGUCUGAGAUAUGGCUUUUUCAUUGCAACUCUGCCUAGAAGGUCAGCAUCCCGGAGUCGCCUCUUCACUGUUGACGUUGAGACUGGUGUUUUGCGGGUACUAUUUAAUGAAGCUGCCAGUUGAGGACCUGUGAGGCGUCUGUUUCUCAAACUAGACACUAAUGUAUUUGUCCUCUUGCUCAGUUGUGCACCGGGGCCUCCCACUCCUCUUUCUAUUCUGGUUAGAGCCAGUUUGCGCUGUUCUUUGAAGGGAGUAGUACACAGCGUUGUACGAGAUCUUCAUUUCUUGGCAAUUUCUCGCAUGGAAUAGCCUUCAUUUCUCAGAAGAAGAAUAGACUGACGAGUUUCAGAAGAAAGUUAUUUGUUUCUGGCCAUUUUGAGCCUGUAAUCGAACCCACAAUUGUUGAUGCUCCAGAUACUCAACUAGUCUCAAGAAGGCCAGUUGUAUUGCUCCUUUAAUCAGCACAACAGUUUUCAGCUGUGCUAACAUAAUUGCAAAAAGGUUUUCUACUGAUCAAUUAGCCUUUUAAAAUGAUAAGCUUGGAUUAGCAAACACAACGUGCCAUUGGAACGCAGGACUGAUGGUUGGUGAUAAUGGGCCUCUGUACGCCUAUGUAGAUAUUCCAUUAAAAAUCUGCCGUUUCCAGCUACAACAUUUACAACAUUAACAAUGUCUACACUGUAUUUCUGAUCAAUUUGAUGUGAUUUUAAUGGACAGAAAAAUAGAUUUUCUUUCGAAAACAAGUACAUUUCUAAGUGACCGCAAACUUUUGAACGGUAGUUUAAACCUCCAGCGCUCCCUCGUUCCCCAGGAUUUGACAGUGAUCUCCUCUAAGCUCACCGCCAUGCAGAACAGCCUAGCCAUGCUUGUGGAUACGCCAGACUACUCUGAGAAAUGUGUCUACCUGGAGGCUCUGAAGAACAGGCUGGAGGCCCUGGCCAGCCCCCAGAUAGUAGCCACCUUCAACUCCAUGUCUGUAGGUAAGAUACUGUUUGUAAAGGAUGCGAUUGAGAGUUUGAAUAUUGAAUCCACAUUAGUUUAGACAUCUGAUUCAGACCAUGCCAAGGUCUAUGGUGGUUUUCCUAUACAUUGGUCUCCUAAGUAAUUGCUGACUAAACUGUUGACUGAAUACUGUUGAAAUUAAGUUUUUGCCUCAUAACCUGAAUCAAGUAUUUAAAUGAUUUAUAAAGUAAUUUCACCUCUUCAUGCUUUUCUUCCCUGUAGACCAAGCCAAGCUGUUUGUGAAAGUCUUCACAGAGAUAGACAGAAUGCCACAGCUCCUUGCCUACUACUACAAGUGUCAUAAGGUAUGUAUUGCAUUCAUCACUGAUUCAUUGAAUCAGUCCCUCCAGGGUUUCACAAUCUUUUUUUUGGUGAUGUCUGCGGCCAAAAAUGCUUGCUUUUGCGGCAGCUUUACAGAUUGUUGUUUUGAUCAUGUUCAGUUCAUGUAAAGCAGUAAAAAGUCAUGUGCUCAGUUCUAGUACGAUUUUAAGCAGAAUAGCCUCCGUCUCUAUGCUGCCUGCAGCAUGAUCAGUUUUCUUGCGUGAACAUAUGAUAGACAGUUGUUGGUCUGAGCACGUCUCUGGAGCCGCUGUGCUGAGCCGGAGGAGCGUGUAUCAAUCAAUCCUUCAUUGCGAUUCAUUGCUGCCAGCAGUUCAAACAAACCUAAUAAUGAUUCUGGAGUCAGUAAAACGAGUCAUUCAAAAAUAAUGAAUAAUAAUCGCAAGCUGCACAUCACUAUCACAGAUUUCCUUGCUUUCCCUUCAGUCAUGGUGAUCUGCCGCUGCUGUGGUGGCUGUUCGGACAUCGUUUUCACAUGCUUUGCAUGACUUUCUCGUGUUCCAACACAACGUUGCGUGGAGUGCAAAACAAUUUGCCCCCACUUUAGCUGUGACUUUUGUUGGUAAAUGAAAUGGAUUCCUGUUCAUUGUUCUGCCCGUCAGUCGUAAUCUGUCAGUCAUCAACCCUCUUUUGAUUUGACCUUUUAUGCAGUAAAGGUGCGGUGAUUGGUCAAAAUUGUAAGCUCUUGCAUAUUAUGCAUGAAUUGGUUGAUUUUGCAUGAAUUAUGCGAUUGCAGAAUCGCGGAAUCCUGGAGGGACUGUUCAAUGUAAUUGCUAGGAUCUUACAGGGUUUAUCUGUAGGACUGUGUGUUUGUUUUCAGGGUCAGCUGGUGAGUGUGUGGCAGGACCUGUCUCAAAGUGAGCUCAGUCUGAACCAGCAGCUGGCUGAACUCUACGACACCCUGCUCUCCACCUGGCACUCACAGCUACAGUGGAGCAGCCAGGUACACUAAGAGACACGCUGUCUCAUACCGUAACACACACAACUAGGCAUCUUCCACACACUUCAUCUCACUGUAAAACACACAGCUAAGUAUCCUCACACACACUCUGUAUUGUCCAGCAACACACACCCUAGGUAUCUUCACACAUUCAUACCAUAAAUUACACACGAUUUUCAUAGCAUAACUUACGCUGGUAGACUGUACAACAACACACAAACAUGUCCGCAGAGCUUCAAGGGAACACGAUCUUCCAUGUAUAUUUUGCAAUCUACAGCCUAACCCCAUGUCCCCAACUGACUGUAUCAUCUACCCUCCCCACCAGGUGUUUAAGAACCCGUACGAGGUGGUGACGGUGCUGCUGAUCCAGACCCUGGGGGCCAUGGUGCCCUCCAUCCCUGUGUGUCUGAGCACGGCCAUGGAGCGCACCCCCCAGGAGCAGCGGAUGGACACCCUGCUGGAGCUCCACCACACCGCUGCCACCUUCGGCAGGAGCCUGGAGCAAGCCAUGCUGCCACACCUGGGUCUGUUCACCUGCUACUACACCUAUGUAUUUGUAGGCCUAUCAUUUGUAUUUAACAGGGACAUGCAUAUUAAUCAACGAUCAGUUAAUACUGAGGUGCGAAAUAGUGCUGGAUUUAGCUAGACAGCUUAUUUUCAUCCUUGAUCAGUAGUUAAUCAACAGUGAGAGUGAUGAUAUAUAUUUUAAGAUUGUAUUGAUAUCAGACCUGGGUUAAAAACAUGUAAAAUACAUGAAAUUAUUUAAGGUGCCCUUGAUAUGGCUUGACGUUUGCACUUUUGGGACUAUUCCAUAGGGAACAUAAUUAUAGUACGGAAUCUAAAUUAAAUGCAGCUCAAGUAUUUGAAAGACCUGCUCGUUACAUAUUUAUUGUGACUAAUGAAUUGUAAUGAUAUAUAAGGAUGAAUCCUAACUUUAGCACCACCCAUGUAAUUCAAACUUUUCCUUAGGAUUGACGUUAAUUAGUGAUUUGGGGGGAAAGUUCAGUGCUCAGACCUCAAGGUACUGUAGACAUACAUUGUGAUUGUACCUCUCAGGUGAGAACAACUUGCUGAAGGUGAAUGAGCUGGUCAGUUCCCUGUACGACCCCUACAAACCCUACCAGCUGCAGUAUGGAGACCUGGAGAAGUCCCACCUCCUCAUCCAGAUCAGCGCCAUGCCCCUGGUGAGACAGACACACACACGUACAGUCAGGUCCCAAAAAAAAGAAGGAAAAAAAAAGAUUUUGUUCAACAAGUAAUACUUUACCCCCCCCCCCCCCGGUCAAAGAUAGGGACCAAAUUAUUGGCCCCCCUGUUUUCAAUACCUUUCAAUACCUCACCUUGCGAGUGUAACAGCACCGAGCAUUUUUGUUAAAUGUUUUAUGAGAUUGGAGAUCACAUUGGGAGGGAUCUUAGACCAUUCCUCUAUACAGAAUCUUUCCAGGUCCGUGAUAUCCUUUUGUCUGCGCAUAUGACUGCCCUCGUCAAUUCAACCACAGGUUUUUUAAUGGGGUUCAAGUCCGGAGAUUGAGAUGGUCAUUGCAAAAUGUUGAUUUUGUGGUUAAUUAAAAAUUUCUUUGAGGAUUUUGUGCUUGGGGUUAUUGUCUUGUGGCCAAGUUUCAGCCUCCUGGCAGAGGCAACCAGGUUUUUAGCUGAAAUGUCCUGGUACUGGGUCAUGAUGCUGUUGACCUUAGUAAGGGCCCCAGGUCCAGUGAAUGCAAAAUAGCCCCAUAACAUCAGAUCCACCACCAUAUUUUACAGUAGGUAUGAGUUUUUUCUUUUCUGCAUAUGAUUUCUAUUUUCGGCGCCAAACCCAUCACUGGUGUGCGUGGCCAAAGAGCUCUCAGUGGAUUACUCUCCAUAUAGCAUCGCACUUGCAAAAAAAAACUUUAAAAAAACAGUGGAACAGACUGGCUAGUGAAACGCACACUCGGCCCUCUGAUUGGACUAGCAAACUGUCAAUCAGCACAGGUCGGGUGAGCUAGCGAACAGGGAGAGUUGGUUUCUAUGAAUAAAUAUGCAGCUCCCAAAAAAAUGGUGAUCAAGAAUAUUAACUGUUUUACUUUGCAAGCUCACGAGCAUUGGGGCAUCAAGCAACAAUUGCUAGCAUAGGCCUACUGGUCUUUAUGUCAAAAUUGCUUGAAAUUAAUAAUUUACUUAUGAAGCUUGCAUUUAGAAUUUGUUGUUAAAAUUAAUUAUUACACAAUCAAAAUGUGUUGUAGACAAAAUAAUGAAAACGUCUGUCUGGUAGCCUCAAUAAAUAGACAGGUUUGUAGUUGAUUUUUUUUUACUUGACUUGAGACUUGACUUGAAAAACUUGUAAUGACUUGCUCAUAGAAUGCACGACUUGGACUUGACUCGACCCAUUCUACUUGGGACUCGACUUAAGACUCGAACCUUGUGACUUGAGACUUGCUUGUGACUCAAAUAGUAGUGACUUGGUCCCACCUCAGUUUUAUGCACUCUUUAUCAAGGGUGCCAAUAAUUUGGGACCUGACUGUACAUACGGAUAUAGGGUUGGGCGGUACACCGGAUAUACCGUAUGCUGGGGUAUUUUGAAAUACCCACGGGAUGAUUUUCAAUACCGUUGAAACUUUUCCUUAAGUUUUAAUUUUUUUAAUUUAGACUUUUUAAGUAAAUACCGUCAACUUGUGCAUUAGGUUACAAGAUAAAGCAGAUUGCAUUCUUCAUUUCACCUGUUGCAUAAUUUUUCAGCUUGCUGGUAAUUUCCCAAAACAGCUGAGCCAUUCACAUGUUGUUUUGUUUACAACAAGUGCACAAUGAGAAUUACUGUGCAGCAUGCAGGAGGUGAUCAAGUUAGUCAAACAAACAAGCUAACGUACCUUUCUUGCAGUUUCUCACGCAGGAGCACUCUGAGGUGAUUCCAGUUAAUUGUGUUUCGCGCUGCAGAGCUUCUGUAUUGCGCAUUGGUCACUCGCGCUCUUGUCCUUGGCGUGCCGUUUCUCGCGCAGGUGCAUUCCUGAGGUGAUUCAAGUGAAUUGUGUUUCGCGCCGCAGAGCGUCUGUAUCGAGCACUGGUCACUCACGCACUGGUCACUGGCGCGCUGUGUUUCUUGAGUUGCAGGCUGCCUGCCACAGCUCACAGAGAUAAAUAACCAUCAGAACUGUGUUGAACCCGGACAGAUCUAUUUACCAAGAAAAGUGAAUGUGCUUUACAGAACUUUAUUGAAACUAUGUUUGGUAGAAAUAGGAUGUUUCUUUUGGUGUGGUGGCAAUGAUUCUGCCGUGGCGCAGCGCCACACUUAAAUGAACGCAGAGGAAACACUCUUACACACUACUAAAUGUUUACCAGCUAGAUACAGUAUCUUUAUAUUAUUAAGUUAACCGUCUAAAUGUGCUUAAUACUCUCCAGUUGUGUAUUCUUUGCUAACUUGCUAGUUAUCUUAGUAUCAAGCAUCCCCUUCUGGAUCAAGAUCCCUGUGCCCAGAUUCACAAAACCUUCUUGUCACGCCCUGGCUCUGGGGACUCUAGUAUGUUGAGCCAGGGUGUGAGUUUUCAUGUGUUUUCCAUUCUAGUUUAAGUAUUUAUAUGUUGGCUAGAGUGGUUCUCAAUCAGAGGCAACGAGUGUCAGCUGUUGCUGGUUGUCUCUGAUUGGGAACCACAUUUAGACAGGCUGUUUUCCCACAGUGGUUGUGGGAUCUUGUUCCAAGUAGGUUGUGUUUGAUCCAAGGACGUCACGUUAUCGUUUUGUUGUUUUUGUUCGUGUGAUCUUUAUAUAAUAAAUAUGUUCGCAAAUAAUGCUGCGCAUUGGUCCUCUGUUCCCGACGAUCGUGACACUUCUUAAGAAGAAAUGUCUUCUUAACUGCCAUUUUUUCCCUCAACAACAGACUUAUGAAGAAAGUUAAGCAAGUUGCUAUUCCUCAAUAACGUUAUUGGAAAUGUUCUUAAUUUUUUUCCUAUGAUUCUUCCUAAGAAAAAAGUUAAGAAGAAAUGGGAUUCUUUAAAAUAAUGUUUUAGGAUUUCUACUUGGAAAUGUACUUAACUUUAGGACAGCUAAACCCUUGUCGCCACUGCCACAGACACUGUUGGCUACCGGACAUUUAAUUACAGCAAGAAAACGAAUUAAACACACAUCUAGCUAGCUAGUAAUUAACAAUAUAUUACAAUAUUCUAUUAGUGUAAAUAGCUAGCGUUAGCUAAUGUCGUUACUAGUAGCUAGCUAACUUAACGGUCACGCAGUCCCUCUACCACCGUCUCUCCAAUCAUGGACAACACCUUCUCCCCGAUGGCAGAGAACGACUCGGCCACUCUCACCCAUCCUCUCUUUUUGGUCUCUGUAGUGACCCCGCAGUUAUCAGGUCCCCCCAACAGCAUCCUUUUUCCUGGCUGGUAUACCUUCCAUCAUCACUUAAAGCUCGUUUUGAAGUUUUUAUUGCGCUUUCCUUGGUUAUCCAUUUUUGAUUUUGGUAUUGCUAGUCUGAUGGCUAUAAUGUGUGGAAAAUAACGUUUGUUUUUGUGUAUAAAGGGUUUGCGAGCCAACUAAAAAAAUAAACAUUCUCGAGACAUAAAGCAGAUAAAUAAAUGUAAUGAAAUAGAAAUAUCAACACUUUAUUAUAGUGGGCCAAAUCCUACCAUCCCUGUGUCACGAACGUUGAGAGACGGGUCGGACCAAGGUGCAGCGUGAAAAGCGUACAUGUUUAUUACCUCAAUAAACAUACAACAAAACAAGAGACAACGUAACGUGAAGUCCAAAGGGCUAUACACAUACAAGCCUAACAGGAACAAGAUCCCACAAUACACAGUAGGCAAUAGGAUACCUAAGUAUGAUCCCCAAUCAGAGACAAUGAUCGACAGCUGCCUCUGAUCGGGAAUCAUACCCGGCCGAACAUAGAAAUAGACUAACUAGAACCUAAACAUAGAAUAUAUAACAUAGAUUUCCACAACCUGACUCAACAAACAACCUGACCCCAAAGGUGUGGACUCCGGCCGCACAAACCUGACAUAACAGGGGAGGGUCCGGGUGGGCUUCCCGCUUCGGUGGCGGCUCUGGCUCCGGGGGUGACGUCUUCUCCCUUGCUGCCUAGCUUCCCCUCUCAGUCCUCCCACAAUGCACCGAUCCCUGUCUGGACCCUGGUGUGGGAGACCCCGAACCUGGAGAGGGGCUGACGUCUGGACCCGGAGUAGAGCCGCUGACCGGAGCUGGACUGGAUCCCGGUGGAGCGGACUGUUCUGACUCCGGAGUGGAGCAGCUGACCGGUGCUGGACCAGGCACCGGUGGAACGGGCUGGGCCGGACUGGGGACACGCACCACUGGUCUGGUGCGAGGAGCAGGAACGGGCCGGGCCGGACUGGGGACACGAACCACAGGUCUGGUGCGAGGAGCUGGAACGGGCCGGGCCGGACUGGGGACACGCACCACAGGCCUGCUCUGGCUCCGGAGUGGAGCAACCGACCGGAGCUGGAUCAGGCACCGGUGGAGCGGAUUGCUUUGGCUCCGGAGUGGAGCCGCUGACCGGAGCUGGACUGGACACCGGUGGAGCGGACUGCUCUGACUACGGAUUAGAGCCGCUGACCGGAGCUGGACUAGGCACCGGUGGAGCGGACUGCUCUGACUCCGGAGUGGAGCAGCUGACCGGUGCUGGACUGGACACCGGUAUAGCAGACUGCUCUGACUCCGGAUUAGAGCCGCUGACCGAAGCUGGACUAGGCACCGGUGGAGCGGACUGCUCUGACUCCGGAGUGGAGCAGCUGACCGGUGCUGGACUGGACACCGGUAUAGCAGACUGCUCUGACUCCGGAUUAGAGCUGCUGACCGAAGCUGGACUAGGCACCGGUGGAGCGGACUGCUCUGGCUCCGGAGUGGAGCAGCUGACCGGAGCUGGAUCAGGCACCGGUGGAGCGGAUUGCUCUGGCCCUGGAGUGGAGCCGCUGACCGGAGCUGGACUGAACACCGGUAUAGAUACUCUUGUACCGGUUUCCUCCAGCAUCUUCACAAGGUCCUUUGCUGUUGUUCUGGGAUUGAUUUGCACUUUUCACACCAAAGUACGUUCAUCUCUAGGAGACAGAAUGCGUCUCCUUCCUAAGCGGUAUGACUGCUGCGUGGUCCCAUGGUGUUUAUACUUGCAUACUAUUGUUUGUAAAGAUGAACGUGGUACCUUCAGGCGUUUUGGAAAUUGCUCCCAAGGAUGAACCAGACUUGUGGAGGUCGACACAUUUUUUCCCCGAGGUCUUUUCUUUUGAUUUUCCCAUGAUGUCAAGCAAAGAGGCACUGAGUUUGAAGGUAGGCCUUGAAAUACAUCCACAGGUACACCUCCAAUUGACUCAAAUGAUGUCAAUUAGCCUAUCAGAAGCUUCUAAAGCCAUGACAUCAUUUUCUGGCAUUUUCAGAGCAGUUUAAAGGCAGAGUCAACUUAGUGCAUGUAAACUUCUGACCCACUGGAAUUGUGAUACAGUGAAUUAUAAGUGAAAUAAUCUUUCUGUAAACAAUUGUUGGAAAAAUUACUUGUGUCAUGCACAAAGUAGAUGUCCUAACCGACUUGCCAAAACUAUAGUUUGUUAACAAGACAUUUGUGGAGUGGUUGAAAACAAGUUUUAAUGACUCCAACCUAAGUGUAUGUAAACUUCCGACUUCAACUGUAGGUCCUGGAUGGCAGGAAGCUUGGCGCCAGUGAUAUACUGGGCCGUACGCACUACCUUCUGUAGCGCCUUGCGGUUGGAUGCCGAGCAGUUGCCAUACCAGACGGUGAUGCAUGUACUUGUUAGCAUUCUGAUAACAGACGUUCAUUAGGCUUUUUUGUGUCCAGUGCUGGUAAUACCGUAUACCGUGGUAUGGCACAAGGAUGGUAUGAAGGUAUGAAAAUCUGGAUAUCACCAAACCCUAUACGGACACACACAACCCAACCCUGAUACAAUGGUAAUUUCAUAUUUUAGUGUCAUACCUGGGAAGGAGAGUGGAAUGGUGGAAAGGAACUUGACUGUGUACCUCUUUCCUUCUCUUUUCAUUACACCUUCUCUCCUCCCUCUCCCUCUACCUCUUUCUCCUUAUCACCCUCCCUCUAUCAGGAGCGUGGGGAGGUGAUAGACUGUGUGGAGGAGCUGAGUCACUCAGUGGGGAAGCUGUUUGGCCUGGCCAGUGUUGCUGUGGACCGCUGUGUCAAAUUGACCGACGGCCUGGCCGUGUGUGGCCUCCUCAAGGCCCUCAAAGCCCUCUUCACCAAGUAUGUAUACACUACAACGUAGUUGCACACACUUAAUUACACUGCACAGUACACAGCUACAAAGGACAAACACUUACAGUGGGGUCCGAGUUAUUGACACACUUGAUAAAGAUGAGCAAUAAUGACUGUAUAACCAAAAUAAUGUAAAUACUGAGCUAUAUUGUAUGCUUAAAAAAAUUGGGAAAUUAUUUUAUACUAAUACAAUUGCUCUGAGAAAGAGAUUUUGUUUUACCCUUUACACUCAUACCCAUGGGUUGAAAAUGGCAGAUUUGGGCACUGAUAAACGUCUAAAUUGGAACGCAGUGACUAUACAUGACGUCAGACAUACUCUGUGCUUCACAGCGCUGUAUGGGCUGUCUGAAUUGCCUUGUCAAAGACGGAAAGAUUGUAUUUUAUAACUUAGCUAGUUAUGUUGGCAAUAGAACAAGCUUUCAAAUCAUGCCCACCUGACCCAGAUUGUGAUUUAUAAUGGACCGUUUUUGGAUUGCGUAAACAACAAUAGUAAUUGUGUGAUGGUGAGGAUGCAGGGUUGUGUUCCAAACAAAAUAACUACAAGUGUGCUUGCUCUAGUUCCUCAACGGCACAGCUUGGAGAGUUCAAAAAAGCACCGUAUAGUUGAAGACUCUUCUUUGAGUCAUAAAAAUGUAUUGAAAUUACUUAGGAAAUGUGCACACUUUGGAGAGGUGUUUAGCCACUUGGAGACACCAGUUAGUCCUCUCACUCAAACCCUUGUAAUUUUGUUGUUUUAUGUUGCACCUACAACACAUUUUCCAGUAGGGCCGGGACGAUACCAGUAUCGCAAAAAAAAAAAAAUCAUGACAAAAAUGAAAACACAAAUCAGGCUAAACUCUUUGCUCCUUUAAAAACCUGCUGUAUGUAAAAUAUUGUGUGCUAGAGCUUCAAAAAUAAAUACAUGUGACUCAGGAUGACAACAUAAUGAUGUUUGUUUCCAACAGUAGGACUGUUUUCCUAAAGAAGUUAAAUCUGAUUCAUGUUUUGUUUCCUUGCCACGAUACUAACGAGUAUCGUGAUACUGGUAUCGUCCCAGCCCUAUUUUCCAGGAAUGUUCUUAUGUUACUGAAUGUAUCCAGAGUAUUUUCAGAUUUUGUUAUCAACAAAUGUUGCGAAAAAUACAGUAAAUGUAAAAUGCACAUAAAAUCAACAGUGUGAUGUUUGGAUUCAGUCAUGUGUCAGGUGAACUGUUAUUGGUCACAUGCGCCGAAUACAACAGGUGUAGACUUAACAGUGAAAUGCUUACUUAUGAGCCCAUUCCCAUUAACUAACGAGGCUAUAAACAAGGAGUACCAGUACCGAGUCAAUGUGCAGAGGAUCGAGGUAAUACAGUAUGUACAUGUGGGUAGAGGUAAAAGUGACUAGGCAAUCAGGAUAUAUAAUAAACAGAGUAGCAGUAGUGUAUGUAAAGUGUGUGUGUGUGGCGUCAAUAUGCGUGUGUGUGUGUGUGUGUGUGUGUUGGAGUGUCAAUGUAGUAUGUGUGGAUAGAGUCUAGUGAGUGUGCAUAGAGCCAGUGCAAGGGAGUCUGUGCAAAACAAUUAAAACCAAGAAAUAUAUAAUAAAGGGGGUCAAUGUAAAUUGUCCGGGUGGCUAUUUGAUUAACUGUUCAGCAGGCUUGGGGGUAGAAGCUGUUCAGGUGCCUUUGGGUACCAGACUUGGCGCUCUGGUACCGCUUGCAGUGUGGUAGCAGAGAGAAUGAUCUAUGACUUGGGUGGCAGGAGUCUUUGACAAUUCUUAGGGCCUUCCUCUGGCAACGCCUGGUAUAGAGGUCCUGGAUGGCAGUGAGUUCGGCUCCAGUGAUGUACUGGGCCGUACGUACUUCCCUCUGUAGCCCCUUGCGGUUGGAUGCCGAGCAGUUGCCAUACCAAGCAGUGAUGCACCCAGUCAAGAUGCUUUCAAUGGUGCAGCUGUAAAACUUUUUGAGGAUCUGAGGGCCCAUGCCAAAUCUUUUCAGCCACCUGAGGGUGAAGAGGCGUUGUCGUGCCCUCUUCACGACUGUGUUGGUGUUUUUGGACCAUGAUAGGUCCUUAGUCAAAAGUUUUGAGAAUGACACAAGUAUUGGUCUUCACAAAGUUCGCUGCUUCAGUGUUAUGAGAUAUUUGUGUCAGAUGUUACUAUGGUAUACUGAAGUAUAAUUACAAGCAUUCCAUAAGUGUCAAAGGCUUUUAUUGACAAUUACAUUACGUUUAUGCAAAGAGUCAAUAUUUGCAGUGUUGACCCUUCUUUUUCAAGACCUCUACAAUCCUCCCUGGCAUGCUGUCAAUUAACUUCUGGGCCAUAUCCUGACUGAUGGCAGCCCAUUCUUGCAUAAUCAAUGCUUGGAGUUUGUCAGAAUUUGUGGGUUUUCGUUUGUCCACCCGCCUCUUGAGGAUCGACCACAAGUUCUCAAUGGGAUUAAGGUCUGGGGAGUUUCCUGGCCAUGGACCCAAAAUGUCGAUGUUUUGUUCCCCGAGUCACUUAGUUAUCACUUUUGCCUUAUGGCAAGGUGCUCCAUCAUGCUGGAAAAGGCAUUGGUCAUCACCAAACUGUUAUUGGAUGGUUGGGAGAAGUUGCUCUCGGAGGAUGUGUUGGUACCAUUCUUUAUUCAUGGCUGUGUUCUUAGGCAAAAUUGUGAGUGAGCCCACUCCCUUGGCUGAGAAGCAACCCCACACAUGAAUGGCCUCAGGAUGCUUUACUGUUGGCAUGACACAGGACUGAUAGUAGCGCUCACCUUGUCUUCUCCGGACAAGGUGUUUUCCGAAUGCCCCAAACAAUCGGAAAGGGGAUUCAUCAGAGAAAAUGACUACCCCAGUCCUCAGCAGUCCAAUCCCUGUACCCUUUGCAGAAUAUCAGUCUGUCCCUGAUGUUUUUCCUGGAGAGAAGUGGCUUCUUUGCUGCCCUUCUUGACACCAGGCCAUCCUCCAAAAGUCUUCGCCUCACUGUGCAUGCAGAUGCACUCACACCUGCCUGCUGCCAUUCCUGAGCAAGCUCUGCACUGGUGGUGCCCCGAUCCCGCAGCUGAAUCAACUUUAGGAGACGGUCCUGGCGCUUGCUGGACUUUCUUGGGCGCCCAGACGUCUUCUUCACAACAAUUGAACCUCUCUCCUUGAAGUUCUUGAUGAUCCAAUAAAUGGUUGAUUUAGGUGCAAUAUUACUAGCAGCAAUAUCCUUGCCUGUGAAGCCCUUUUUGUGCAAAGCAAUGAUGACGGCACGUGUUUCCUAGCAGGUAACCAUGGUUAACAGAGGUAGAAGAAUAAUGAUUUCAAGCACCACCCUCCUUUUAAAGCUUCCAGUCUGUUAUACUAACUCAAUCAGCAUGACAGAGUGAUCUCCAGCCUUGUCCUCAUCAACACUCUCACCUGUGUUAAUGAGAGAAUCACUGACAUGAUGGCAGCUGGUCCUUUUGUGGCAAGGCUGAAAUGCAAUGGAAAUGUUUUUUUGCAAUUCAUCAGAUCACUCUUCAUGACAUUCUGGAGUAUAUGCAAAUUGCCAUCAUCAGAACUGAGGCAGCAGACUGUGAAAAUUAGUAGUUGUGUCAUUCUCAAAACUUUUGACCAUAACUGUAGACACCAAUGAACUUGAAGCUCUCGACCCGCUCCACUACAGCUCCGUUGAUGUGAAUGGGGGCGUGUUUGGCCCUACUUUUCCUGUUGUCCACAGUAAGCUUGUUUGUCUUGUCCAAGGUGGGGGCGAGGUUGUUGUCCUGGCAUUACACUGCCAGGUCUCUGACCUGCUCCCUAUAAGCUGUCUCAUCGUCGUCGGUGAUCAGACCUACCACUGCCGUGUCGUCGGCAAAUUGAAUGAUGGUGUUGGAGUCGUGGGUGAACAGGGAGUACAGGAGGGGACUAAGCACGCACCCCUGAGAGGCCCCUGUGUUGAGGGUCAGUGUGGCAGAUGUGUUGUUGCCUACACUCACCACCUGGGGGCGGCCCGUCAGAAAGUCCAGGAUCCAGUUGCAGAGGGAGGUGUUCAGUCCCAGGGUCCUUAGCUUAGUGAUGAGCUUGGAGGGCACUAUGGUGCUGAGCUGUAGUCAAUUAAGAUAAUUAUCACGUAGGUGUUCCUUUUGUCCAGGUGGGAAAGGGCAGUAUGGAGCGCAAUAGAGAUUGUGUCAUCUGUGGAUCUGUUGGGGUGGUAUGCGAAUUGGAGUGUAUCCAGGGUUUCUGCAUUGAUGGUGUUGAUGUGAGCCAUGACCAGCCUUUCAAAGCAUUUCAUGGCUACAGAUGUGAGUGCUGCGGGGUGGUAGUCAUUUAUACAGGUUACCUUGAAGUUGUUAGGCACAGGGACUAUGGUGGUUUGCUUGAAACAUGUAGGUAUUACAGACUGGGUCAGAGAGAGGUUGAAAAUGUCAGUGAAUACACUUGCCAGCUGGGCAGUGCAUGCUCUGAGGUCCUGGUAAUCCAUCUGGCUCUGCGGCCUUAUGAAUGUUAACCUGUUUAAAGGUCUUACUCACAUCGGUUACGGAGAGCGUAAUCAUACAGUUAUCCAGAACAGCUGGUGCUCUCACGCAUGGUUCAGUGUUGCUUGCCUUGAAGCGAGCUUAGAAGUCAUUUAGUUAGUGUGCUCACGUCACUGGGCAGCUCUCGGCUGGGUUUCCGUUUGUAUUCCGUGAUAGUUUGCAAGCCUUGCCACAUCUGACGAGCGUCAGAGCCGGCGUAGUAGGAUUCGAUCUUAGUCCUCUAUUGAAGUUUUGCUGGAUUUUUUAUUAGCGUCCGGAUUAGUUUCCCGCUCAUUGAAAGCGGCAGCUCUAGCCUUUAGCUCAGUGCGGAUGUUGCCUGUAAUCCAUGGCUUCUGAUUGGGAUAUAUACGUACGGUCACUGUGGGGACGACGUCAUUGAUGCACUUAUUAACGAAGCCAAUGACUGAUACAGCCCCUACUCUUCUGGGAAGGCUUUCCACUAGAUGUAGGAACAUUGCUGCGAGGAGUUGCUUCCAUUCAGCCACAAGAGCAUUAGUGAGGUUGGGCACUGAUGUUGGGCAAUUCGGCCUGGCUCGCAGUCGGCGUUCCAAUUCAUCCAAGUGUUCACUGGGGUUGAGGUCAGGUCUCUGUGCAGGCCAGUCAAGUUCUUCCACACCGAUCUCAGCAAACCAUUUCUGUAUGGACCUCGCUUUUUGCACGGCGGCAUUGUCAUGCUGUAACAGAAAAGGUCCUUCCCCAAACUGUUGCCACAAAGUUGGAAGCACAGAAUUGUCUAGAAUGUCAUUGUACGCUGUAGCGUUAAGAUUUCCCUUCAUUGGAACUAAGGGGCCUAGCGCGACCCAUGAAAAACAACCCCAGACCAUUAUUCCUCUUCACCUUACAGUUGGCACUAUGCAUUCGGGCAGGUAGCGUUCUCCUGGCAUCCACCAAAUCCAGAUUUGUCCGUUGGACUGCCAGAUGUCCAAUUAGUCUGUUGGACUUCCAGAGUCCAAUGGCGGCGAGCUUUACACCAUUCUAGCUGACACUUCCGGCCAUGGAAAGCCAUUUCAUGAAGCUACCGACGAACAGUUAUUGUGCUGACAUUGCUUUCAGAGGCAGUUUGGGACUCAGUAGUGAGUGUUGCAACCGAGGACAGACACAUUUUAUGCGCUACGCGCUUCAGCACUCGGCGGUCCCGUUCUGUGAGCUUGUGGGGCCUACCACUUCGCGGCUGAGCCGUUGUUGCUCCUAGACGUUUCCACAUCUCAAUAACAGCACUUACAGUUGACCAGGGCAGCUCUAGCAGGGCAGAAAUUGGAAAGGUGGCAUCCUACGGCGGUGCCACGUUGAAAGUCACUGAACUCUUCAGUAAGGCUAUUCUACUGAAAUUGUUUGUCUAUCGAGAUUGCAUGGCCAUGUAUCGUAUGUUUUCGGAUUAAUCCCGGAACAUAUUCCAGUAUGUGCUAGCGAAACAGUUCUGUAGCUUAGCAUCCGCUUCAUUGGACCACUUCCUUAAUGAGCGCGUCACUGGUACUUCCUGUUUGAGUUUUUCCUUGUCAGCAGGAAUCAGGAGGACAGAGUUAUGGUCAAAGAGAGUGCGAGGGAGCGCCUUGUAUGCAUUUCUGUGUGUGGAGUAAAGGUGAUCAAUUGGAUUAGUAUAAAAUUAUAUAAUUUCCAAUUAUUAUUUUGCAUAUAAUAGAACACAGUAUUUCCAUUAUUUAUUUUAUACAGUCAUUAUUGCUCGUCUUUAUCAACGGUGUUAAUAAUUUCGGACCCCACUGUAUAUACUACACAGUACACGUAAAUGAAUAUUUGUGUGAAUAUUCUGGUUUACUUUUGCCCAUUGCCCUCACCAAUGUGUCUUGGCCAUGUUUGCCACAGGUAUGUGUCAGACUUCUCCACCACUCUGCAGUCAAUCAGGAAGAAGUGCAGGUUGGAGGACACGCCCAGUGCUGCUGUGUUCCAAGAGGAUUGGACCGCCUUCCAGAACUCUGUCAGGUGGGUUUUGUGCAAACCGAAACCAAACUCUGCUGGCUCUGAUAUUUUAUUUUGCACAUUGUAAUUUUCAGGACGUUCCAACAACCAUGGUUAAUGCGUAACCAGGCCAGUGCGGUGCAGUACAGCUCGGCAGGGCUUGGCUCAGUAGUAUGAAAAGGGUAUAAUUGUGCAUUAACUGUAUAUACAUUUUCUUAUUCGCCAUGUUUCCUCUGCAUUGCAGGAUCAUUGCCACCUGUGGGGAGUUGCUGAGACAGUGUGGCGCCUAUGAGCAGCAGCUGUCAAACAAGUAAGACCAACACCAUCACCAAUUGCUGAAUUCCAAAUCAACCCCCAGCCCCUACUCCGUAGCUACCUGACUCCCUGACUGAUAAACAUUCUUACUUCCCCCCGUUCUCUUGCCAUGUCCUAUAGGUGAAGUUUCAUUUGAUUUAAAUGUGCGUUAUACAGUACAUGGGUCUCAACACACUUUACAUUAUGAUCCUAUAGGAUCCUGGCCACGGCAGGGAAGUACCUGUCUGAGUCGUACAGCCCUCUGAGCCUGGCGGGCAUCCAGGAGGCCAGCUCCACGGAGAGGAAGACCAGUGGCAGGAAUCCCUGGCAGGAGUACAACUACCUGCAGAGGGGCAACAUGGCAGAGUACAACAGCCUAAUGGAGGUGCUCUACUCCCUCAAGGUAUGGAUGGUGAUGUCUGAGGGAAAAUGGAGAUGACUUGGCACUGUUAACUUUUAUUUGUGUCUGGGUUUAGUGUUUUAGCUUGGGUAAAAUUUCCAGUUUAACUAUUUUCAGAGAGAAAAUAUAGUCUUGAGGUCAAUGACUUGGUGUCAUUUUUGCUUCAAUAAAGCCUUGUAAUGCAAUUAAGUGUCAGUAUAUUUUUAGGGAGUUAGGUCUGUUGUGAGGUCUGGCAUGUUCAAGUUGCCAUUGCUUUCUAGGAGAAGGGGACAGGAAACUCCAGUCUUCUGGCUGAGCCCCGGGUGGCUCUGACCCGUCUCAACCAGCAGGCCAAUCAGCUGGCCUUCGACUCUGUCUUCCUGCAGAUCAAACAUCAACUCUGCCUGGUCUCCACAAUGGAGGUGAGUGUGUGUGUGUGUUGCUGUGUAGUAGUGUGUGUGUAUUAGAGAAUGACCAAUAUGGAUUUUCUUUAUGGCCGAUACCAAUUUUUGGGGGUCAAGGAGGACUAUAUUCAAUAUCAUUACAUUUGAAAAAUAAAUUGACAAAAUUUCUCAAACAGUCGUGUGCAUUAAUGCAUCAAUUUUUUUAUCAAACAAUACAUUUCACUGUUUUUACCAAUCUAACGACAUAACAAUAUAAUGGUAGUAAUUGUAUUUGAAUGGUCAAAAACAUUUUUUGACUGCACUGAGCCUUUAAUACCAGUCAGUGGUUGGUGUCGUGUAUAGCACUUUGUGACAUCUGCUGAUGUAAAAAGGGCUUUAUAAAUACAUUUGAUUGAUUGAUUGAUAAAUGUGUAUAAUAUCUAGAAAGGAGAGGGAGGAAUGGAUUAUUUAUUUUUUACGGCGAUGCAUGUUCUGUCUGAAUGACUCAAAUCUGCCCAUAGUUUGAGAAGUGAGACCAGCCUUCUUGGUCCAUAAACAUUCAGGAUGAUUCUUAGGUGGCUAAACCUAUUGCCAAACUUUAUUUAGGCAUUUUAAAACACUUCCUUCUUUCAUCCAUAUUACGACAAUCCUCUAAUCCGACUAUCAACUGUCAAUUUACGGAUAAAAUUGCGGCUGGUCAGAUCACCACACCAAUAAAUGGCUAACGUUACACCGUAAGUCAGAUGACUCGUUGCCGAAAAUGGUGAAUGUUCAAAAUGAUAACCAGCUAGCUAUUAGCUCCUAUCUGAUAUCCAAGCACCAUGUUUAUAUAGCCAGCUAGCUAGCAUGGUAGCUGAUUUAGCUAGCUACCUAACACCACAGAUGAAAGGGUUAGUUACUGUAAUCUUUGCUAACAGGUCAUAUACACUGCUAACAGGUAACAUACACUAUAUAUACAAAAGUAUGUGGACACCCCUUCAAAUUAGGGGAUUCUGCUAUUUCAGCCACACCCGUUGCUGACAGGUGUAUAAAAUCGAGCACACAGCCAUGCAAUCUCCACAGACAAACAUUGGCAGUAGAAUGGCCUUACUGAAGAGCUCAGUGACUUUCAACGUGGCACCGUCAUAGGAUGCCAUCUUUCCAACAAGUUUGUCAAAUUUCUGCCCUGCUAGAGCUGCCCCAGUCAACUGUAAGUGCUGUUAUUGUGAAGUGGAAACGUCUAGGAGCAACAACGGCUCAGCCGCGAAGUGGUAGGCCACACAAGCUCACAGAACGGGACCACCGAGUGCUGAAGUUCGUAGCGCAUAAAAAUCGUCUGUCCUCGGUUGCAACACUCACUACCGAGUUCCAAACUGCCUCUGGAAGCAACGUCCGCACAAUAACUGUUUGUCGGGAGCUUCGUGAAAUGGGUUUCCAUGGCCAAGCAGCCACACACAAUCCUAAGAUCAUCAUGCGCAAUGCGAAGCGUCAGCUUGAGUGGUGUAAAGCUCGCCGCCAUUGGACUCUGGAGCAGUGGAAACACUUCACCACCUGGCAGUCCGACGAACAAAUCUGGGUUUGGCGGAUGCCAGGAGAACGCUACCUGCCCCAAUGCAUAGUGCCAACUGCAAAGUUAGGUAGAGGAGGAAUAAUAGUCUGGGGCUGUUUUUCAUGGUUCGGGCUAGGCCCCUUAGUUCCAGUGAAGGGAAAUCUUAAUGCUACAGCAUGACAUUCUAGACCAUUCUGUGCUUCCAACUUUGUGGCAACAGUUUGGGGAAGGACCUGUCCUGAUUCAGCAUGACUAUACCCCAUGCACAAAGCGAGGUCCAUACAGAAAUGGUUUGUCGAGAUUGGGGUGGAGGAACUUGACUGGCCUGCACAGAGCCCUGACCUCAACCCCAUCGAACACCUUUGGGAUGAAUUGGAACGCCGACUGCGAGCCAGGCCUAAUCGCCCAACAUCAGUGCUCGGACGAUUAACGGUUGUUCUCUAGUGUGUACUGUAUGUGCGCAACAGUGAGUGUGUGUAGUCAGAGUGAGUCUUGUUUCUGUAUGUAAAUGUAUGGCUUACAUAUGUUCCAUCUUGUACCAUGGCUGUUAUCAGAGCCGAGAUGCAGGAGGUUUUGGAGAGAGCUAUGCUGAAGACCUGCCUAACUUCAGCUUGUCCCCACAGGAGUACAUCACCAAUGUAAGUUUUUCCUGCUAUGGCUUCAACAUCUACAGGCUAAUUCAAGUCAUAGAGUAAAGUAUGAUAUUGUAUAUGUAUUAUGUCAUAUAUAACCUGUCCUUGCAAGCUGUCUUUAGAAAACUAUAGUGGUGUUUUCUAUUGUAAAUGUUCACAGUUAGUGUUACUAUAGUACUAUGAAUGUUCAGGCUAGCAGACAUGAGUGUGUUGAGGUGGCUGACUGCCUGUGUUUCUCCGUGACAGAUAGGACAGUACAUCAUGUCUCUGCCGCUCCACUUGGAGCCCUUUGUGACACAAGAGGACCCGGCGCUGGAGUUGGCUCUGCAUGCAGGCAAACUGCCCUUCCCUCCUGAGCAAGGUGACUGUCUCUCCUCUGUCUCUCCUGGCUAUAUAAACAUGGUGCUUGGAUCCCACGGGGGGCCAGUAUGAAAAAUGUAUGCACUCACUAAUUGUAAGUCGCUCUGGAUAAGAGCGUCUGCUAAAUGACUAAAAUGUAAAUGUAAAAUGUUCUCUCCCCCUCUCUCUUUCUGUCUCUCCCUCCAUCUGUCUCCUUACUCUUCCAUCCUUUUAGAUGUUUGCCCCUCUGUCCGGUACCUGUCUCCCUCUGUUGUUCUUUUGCUCCUCAUCUCUCUUCCUAUUUUCCAAAUGUAUCUCUCUCUUCCCCAGUCCUCUUCUAUCUCCCCAUACCCCCCCCCCCCCUUCUCCAUCUUCCCCCACCGAACCUAUUUCCUUAAACUCCCGCUGUCUUUCUUCUUCUCCUUUUUCCAUCUUAUCCUAUCCGUCUUUCACUCACUCUUCUUCUUUCUCCGCUCUCUCACUUCAUUUCUCCCUAACUCUCUCCUCCACAGUCUCCCCUUCUCUUUGUCCUCAUUUCAAUAGCAGGCCUUGCAAUUUCCUGUGCGUUUUGUGUGUGCCUGGCCAUGCCUCACGUUUGUUUGACGUUGUUUGUCUGACUUUACUUCCUCCUCAGGUGAUGACCUUCCGGAGCUGGACAACACGGCAGACUACUGGCUGGGCUCCAUCGCCAGGGCGACGAUGCAGACGUACUGUGACGCCAUCCUGCUCAUCCCAGAGCUCACGGCCCACUCCACCAAACAGCUGGCCACCGACAUCGGUACCGACCACCACCACUUACCUACAAAAUAUGCUAGAUAGAUCUAGAACUAGGGAACUAUGUUGUACAUGGAGCAAACGUGUUUAUAAGUAUGUCAUUGCUUCUUGGGUGCUGUUUGAUCAUCUGGAGUUGGUAGUUUAGAAAAACCUAAAUCUACUGCGAGUUUUUAACUACAGACUCAUAACAUUUUCAGAUGAUUGAACGUAAACCAAGAAGCAUUACACAAUUAUACACACAUUGGUUGUAAGUAUAAAGCUAUUUGUAACUACAUUGAUGUUGCUAAUAAUAGAGCAUCAUCAAGUAUGCAUUGCCAAAGUCCUACUUGCCAAAGCAUCAAUAAAGUUAGUCAAAUCAAAUCAAAUCAAAUCAAAUUUUAUUGGUCACAUGCGCCGAAUACAACAGGUGCAGACAUUACAGUGAAAUGCUUACUUACAGCCCUUAACCAACAGUGCAUUUAUUUUAAACAAAAAAAGUAAGAAUAAAACAAAAACAAAAAAAGUGUUGAGAAAAAAAUAGCAGAAGUAAAAUAAAGUGACAGUAGGGAGGCUAUAUAUACAGUAAAAUAAAGUGACAGUAGCGAGGCUAUAUAUACAGGGGGGUACCGUUGCAGAGUCAAUGUGCGGGGGCACCGGCUAGUUGAGGUAGUUGAGGUAAUAUGUACAUGUGGGUAGAGUUAAAGUGACUAUGCAUAAAUACUUAACAGAGUAGCAGCAGCGUAAAAAGGAUGGGGUGGGGGGGCAGUGCAAAUAGUCCGGGUAGCCAUGAUUAGCUGUUCAGGAGUCUUAUGGCUUGGGGGUAGAAGCUGUUGAGAAGUCUUUUGGACCUAGACUUGGCACUCCGGUACCGCUUGCCGUGCGGUAGCAGAGAGAACAGUCUAUGACUAGGGUGGCUGGAGUCUUUGACAAUUUUGAGGGCCUUCCUCUGACACCGCCUGGUAUAGAGGUCCUGGAUGGCAGGGAGCUUUGCCCCAGUGAUGUACUGGGCCGUACGCACUACCCUCUGUAGUGCCUUGCGGUCAGAGGCCAAGCAGUUGCCAUACCAGGCGGUGAUGCAACCAGUCAGGAUGCUCUCGAUGGUGCAGCUGUAGAAUUUUUUGAGGAUCUGAGGACCCAUGCCAAAUCUUUUUAGUCUCCUGAGGGGGAAUAGGCUUUGUCGUGCCCUCUUCACGACUGUCUUGGUGUGUUUGGACCAUGAUAGUUCGUUGGUGAUGUGGACACCAAGGAACUUGAAGCUCUCAACCUGUUCCACUACAGCCCCGUCGAUGAGAAUGGGGGCGUGCUCAGUCCUCUUUUUUUUCCUGUAGUCCACAAUCAUCUCCUUUGUCUUGGUCACGUUGAGGGAGAGGUUGUUGUCCUGGCACCACACGGCCAGAUCUCUAACCUCCUCCCUAUAGGCUGUCUCAUCGUUGUCGGUGAUCAGGCCUACCACUGUUGUGUCGUCGGCAAACUUAAUGAUGGUGUUGGAGUCGUGCCUGGCCAUGCAGUCAUGGGUGAACAGAGAGUACAGGAGGGGACUGAGCACGCACCCCUGAGGGGCCCCCGUGUUGAGGAUCAGUGUGGCAGAUGUGUUGUUACCUACCCUUACCACCUGGGGGCGGCCCGUCAGGAAGUCCAGGAUCCAGUUGCAGAGGGAGGUGUUUAGUCCCAGGAUCCUUAGCUUAGUGAUGAGCUUAGAGGGCACUAUGGUGUUGAAUGCUGAGCUGUAGUCAAUGAAUAGCAUUCUCACGUAGGUGUUCCUCUUGUCCAGGUGGGAAAGGGCAGUGUGGAGUGCGAUAGAGAUUGCAUCAUCUGUGGAUCUGUUGGGGCGGUAUGCAAAUUGGAGUGGGUCUAGGGUUUCUGGGAUUAUGCUGUUGAUGUGAGCCAUGACCAGUCUUUCAAAGCACUUCAUGGCUACAGACGUCAGUGCUACGGGUCGGUAGUCAUUUAGGCAGGUUAUCUUAGAGUUCUUGGGCACGGGGACUAUGGUGGUCUGCUUGAAACAUGUUGGUAUUACAGACUCAGUCAGGGACAUGUUGAAAAUGUCAGUGAAGACACUUGCCAGUUGGUCAGCACAUGCUCGGAGUACACGUCCUGGUAAUCCGUCUGGCCCUGCGGCCUUGUGAAUGUUGACCUGCUUAAAAGUCUUACUCACAUCGGCUACGGAGAGCGUGAUCACAUAGUCGUCCGGAACAGCUGGUGCUCUCAUGCAUGCUUCAGUGUUGCUUGCCUCGAAGCGAGCAUAGAAGUGGUUUAGCUCGUCUGGUAGGCUUGUGUCACUGGGCAGCUCGCGGCUGUGCUUCCCUUUGUAGUCUGUAAUAGUUUUCAAGCCCUGCCACAUCCGACGAGCGUCAGAGCCAGUGUAGUAUGAUUCAAUCUUAGACCUGUAUUGACUCUAUGCCUGUUUGAUGGUUCGUCGGAGGUCAUAGGGGGAUUUCUUAUAAGCGUCCGGGUUAGAGUCCCGUUCCUUGAAAGCGGCAGCUCUACCCUUUAGCUCAGUGCGGAUGUUUCCUGUAAUCCAUGGCUUCUGGUUGGGGUAUGUACGUACGGUCACUGUGGGGACGACAUCAUCGAUGCACUUAUUGAUGAAGCCAGUGACUGAUGUGGUGUACUCCUCAAUGCUGUCUGAAGAAUCCCGGAACAUGUUCCAGUCUGUGCUAGCAAAACAGUCCUGUAGCUUAGCAUCUGCGUCAUCUGACCACUUUUUUAUUAACCGAAUCACUGGUGCUUCCUGCUUCAGUUUUUGCUUAUAAGCAGGAAUCAGGAGGAUAGAGUUAUGGUCAGAUUUGCCAAAUGGAGGGCGAGGGAGAGCUUUGUAUGCGUCUCUGUGUGUGGAGUAAAGGUGGUCUAGAGUUUUUUUCCCUCUGGUUGCACAUUUAACAUGCUGGUAGAAAUUAGGUAGAACGGAUUUAAGUUUCCCUGCAUUAAAGUCCCCGGCUACUAGGAGCGCUGCAUCUGGAUGAGCGUUUUCCUGUUGAUUAAUGGCCUUGUACAACUCAUUCAGUGCAAUCUUAAUGCCAGCAUUGGUUUGUGGUGGUAAAUAGACAGCUAUGAAAAAUAUAGAUGAAAACUUCCUUGGUAAAUAGUGUGGUCUACAGCUUAUCAUAAGAUACUCUACCUCAGGCGAGCAAAACCUCGAGACUUCCUUAGUAUUUGAUUUUGUGCACCAGCUGUUGUUUACAAAUAUACAGAGACCGCCACCCCUUGUCUUACCAGAGUCUGCCGUUCUGUCCUGUCGAUGUAGCGUAUAGCCUGCUAGCUGAAUGUUAUCAUUGUUGUCGUUCAGCCACGACUCCGUGAAACAUAAGAUAUUACAGUUUUUAAUGUCCCGUUGGUAGGAUAACCGUAAUCUUAAAUCGUCAAUUUUAUUCUCAAAAGAUUGAACGUUGGCUAAUAGGAUUGAUGGGAGAGGCAGUUUACUCGCUCGCCGUCGGAUCCUUACAAGGCACCCGGAUCUGCGUCCGCGAUAUCUCCGUCUCUUCCUCACGCGAAUGACGGGGAUCUGGGCCUUGUCGGGUGUCUGUAGGAUAUCCUUCGCGAACGCCUCGUUGAAGAAAAAAUCUUCGUCCAAUGCGAGGUGAGUAAUCGCUGUCCUGAUAUCCAGAAGCUCUCUUUGGUUAUAAGAGACGAUGGCAGAAACAUUAUGUACAAAAUAAAUUACAAAUAACGCGGAAAAACACACAUAAUAGUACAAUUGGUUAGAGGGCUGUAAAACGGCAGCCAUCUUCUCCGGCGCUGUUAUAAUUCAUUAAGCUUUGCAGGUGCACUCUACAUCUAUUUAUAAUUAAUCUCGGAAACCCACAACUAAAAUCUUGAUAUGCUCGAUUAAGUUCAGGGGGGAGAUGUUAGAGAAAGGUACAAAUGUGACUUGUGAAGUCUCCACCCCCUUAAAUGGGAAAACUCUGCAAGUUUCAGGCAAGUCUAUCGGCCAGAUGUCGCCUCUCUUUCCGAAAUUCGAAAGAUGCGAGUACCGGAAAAAAACAUCUGCAAACCGGAACAAAGUUCCUCGUUAGUCGUCACAUCCCACAAUCUGUUGACAGACGCUACGAUACCAUUUGUUACGUGUCUGUCCACAAGAGAUUAAUUGGUAAUAAUAUAGUAAUAAUGUAGGAAUUAAUAGGUAAUAAUAUACAGUGCCUUCAGAAAGUAUUCACACCCCUUGACUUUUUACACAUUUUGUUGUUACAGCCUGAAUUUCAAAUGGAUUAAAUUGAGAUUUAUUUUGUCAUUGUCCUACACACAAUAUCCCAUAAUGUCAUUGGAAUUAUGUAUUUCGAAAUUUUUACAAAUGAAAAGCUGAAAUGUCUUGAAUCAAUAAGAAUUCAACCCCUUUGUUAUGGCAAACCUAAAUAAGUUCAGGAGUAAAAAUGUGCUUAACAAGUCACAUAAUAAGUUGCAUGGACUCAUUCUGUGUGCAAUCAUAGAGUUUAACAUGAUUUUCAGGACUCAUCUCUGUACCCCACACAUAAGGUCAGUAAGGUUCCUCAGUCGUACAGGGAAUUUCAAACACAGAUUCAACCCCAAAGACCAGGGAGGUUUCCCAAUGCUUCGCAAAGAAUGGGACCUAAUUGUAGAUGGGUAAAAAACAAAAUAAAACAGACAUUGAAUAUCCCUUUGAGCAUGAUGAAGUUAUUAAUUACACUUUGGAUGGUGUAUCAAUACACCCAGUCACUACAAAGAUACAGGUGUCCUUCCUAACUCAGUUGCCAGAGAGGAAGGAAACCGCUCAGGGAUUUCACCAUGAGGCCAAUGGUGACUUUUAAACAUUUACAGAGUUUAAUGGCUGUGAUAGGAGGAAACUGAAGAUGGAUCAACAUUGUAGUUACUCCACAAUACUAACCUAAUUGACAGAGUGAAAAUAAUGAAGCCUGUACAGAAUAAAAAUAUUCCAAAACAUGCAUCCUGUUUGCAACAAGGCAUUAAAGUAAAACCUGAAUACAAAGUGUUAUGUUUGGGACAAACCCAAUACAACCUAUUACUGUGUACCACUCUCCAUAUUUUCAAGCAUAGUGGUGGCUGCAUCAUGAUAUGGGUAUGCUUGUAAUCGUUAAGGACUGGGUAGUUUUUCAGGAUAAAAAAGAAAUGAAAUGGCACUAAGCACAGGCAAAAUCCUAGAGGAAAACCUGGUUCAGUCUGCUUUCCAGCAGACACUCAGAGAUGAAUUCACCUUUCAGCAGGACAAUAACCUAAAACACAAGGCCAAAUAUAGUAUUGGUCUUCACAAAGUUCGCUGCUUCAGUGUUAUGAGAUAUAUCAAAUGCUUUUAUUGACAAUUACAUUUAAGUUUAUGUAAAGAGUCAAUAUUUGCAGUGUUGACCCUUCUUUUUCAAGACCUCUGCAAUCCGCCCUAGCAUGCUUUCAAUUAACUUCUGGGCCACAUCCUGACUGAUGGCAGCCCAUUCUUGCAUAAUCAAUGCUUGGAGAUUGUCAGAAUUUGUGGGUUUUCGUUUGUCCACCCGCCUCUUGAGGAUCGACCACAAGUUCUCAAUGGGAUUAAGGUCUGGGGAGUUUCCUGGCCAUGGACCCAAAAUGUCGAUGUUUUGUUCUCCAAGCCACUUAGUUAUCACUUUUGCCUUACUGGAAAAGGCAUUUGUCGUUCUUGGAUGGUUGGGAGACGUUGCUCUCGGAGGAUGUGUUGGUACCAUUCAUUAUUCAUGGCUGUGUUCUUAGGCAAAAUUGUGAGUGAGCCCACUCCCUUGGCUGAGAAGCAACCCCACACAUGAAUGGUCUCAGGAUGCUUUACUUUUGGCAUGACACAGGACUGAUAGUAGCGCUCACCUUGUCUUCUCCGGACAAGCUUUUUUCUGGAUGCCCCAAACAAUCAAAGGGGAUUCAUCAGAGAAAAUGACUUUACCCCAGUCCUCGGCAGUCCAAUCCCUGUACCUUUUGCAGAAUAUCAGUCUGUCCCCGAUGUUUUUCCUGGAGAGAAGUGGCUUCUUUGCUGCCCUUCUUGACACCAGGCUAUCCUCCAAAAGUCUUCGCCUCACUGUGCAUGCAGAUGCACUCACACCUGCCUGCUGCCAUUCCUGAGCAAGCUCUGUACUGGUGGUGCCCCGAUCCUGCAGCUGAAUCAACUUUAGGAGACGGUCCUGGCGCUUGCUGGACUUUCUUGGGCGCCCUGACGCCUUCUUCACAACAAUUGACCUCCUGUAGCUCAGUUGGUAGAGCAUGGCGCUUGCAAGGCCAGGGUUGUGGGUUCGAUUCCCACGGGGGGCCAGUAUGAAAAAUGUAUGCACUCACUAACUGUAAGUCACUCUGGAUAAGAGUGUCUGCUAAAUUACUAAAAAAUUUAAAAAUAAAUAAAUAAAUUGAACCCUCUCUCCUUUAAGUUCUUGAUGAUCCGAUAAAUGGUUGAUUUAGGUGCAAUCUUACUAGCAGCAAUAUCCUUGCCUGUGAAGACCUUUUUGUGCAAAGCAAUGAUGACAGCACUUGUUUCCUUGCAGGUAACCAUGGUUAACAGAGGAAGAACAAUGAUUUCAAGCACCUCCCUCCUUUUAAAGCUUCCAGUCUGUUAUUCUAACUCAAUCAGCAUGACAGAGUGAUCUCCAGCCUUGUCCUCGUCAACACUCUCACCUGUGUUAAUGAGAGAAUCACUGACAUGAUGGCAGCUGGUCCUUUUGUGGCAGGGCUGAAAUGAAAUGUUUUUUGGGGAUUAAGUUAAUUUUCAUGGCAAAGAGGGACUUUGCAAUUAAUUGCAAUUCAUCUGAUCACUCUUCAUGACAUUCUGGAGUAUCUGCAAAUUGCCAUCAUCAAAACUGAGGCAGCAGACUUUGUGAAAAUUAGUAUUUGUGUCAUUCUCAAAACUUUUGACCAUGACUGUAUGUCUAUACUGUGUUUUCAGUGUGUCAGUGUAACAUGCUGGCCACAUCACUUGCGUCGCAUGUGCGAACGUUGCAAUAUAAUUUUACACAUACAUGUUAUUCAAUCAUUGUACCCACACUGCUCGCGCGUGUCAACUAGUGUCUGCGUAGCCAGGCGCUAAAAUAGAACUUGGUUCUAUUUGUGAUCCUUGACGCGCUGCAAUUGUCGAAGUAAAAUAACAACCCAAUGUUUAUAUCCCAGGACAAAUUAGCUAGCAACAGCAAGCUAGCUAGCUAAAUUGCCAUAAAUGUUUAAUGUUUUUCGACCUGUCCCCAAAUUAAUAUAGUUGGUUCAGAGUUCGUUUUUAUAUUUCAACCUGUGUGUACUAAUCGCGUCUGGUGUGGGUGGACAAAAUCAACAUGCGCGCGAGCGGUCUUGUCAGCGUGUAACACAGUGUUGGUCUUCUUCAAUAUCUGUCUCCUAACUCCCCACAGACUAUCUGAGCAACGUGAUGGAUGCUUUGGGCCUGCAGCCCUCCAGGACCCUGCAGCAGAUAGUGACCCUGCUGAGGGCCAAGCCAGAGGAGUACAGACUGACAGCCAAACUGCUGCCCCGCAGACUGGUGUCCACCAUCGCUGCCCUGAGGGGGCUGGACCACUGACCAUGGUCUCACUCUAAACAGGUAAUGGACUGUGGACAAAAAUGAGCUCUUUUACUAACUCUGGCACAUUGAGAUUUAUAUGAACACUGAAAUGUUGAUUAAUGUGCACUGUCCCUGUCACAUAAGUCAAACAUUAGAACUAUAGGGCCCAGAGUUUUUUCUCAUCUUAACACAAAUACGUUGUUUCCUUCAUCGCCUGUGUUGGUCAGACAGAUCUUGUGUUUACACCUGACUAAAAAACUAAUCCAGUCUCACAGAAUGUAGACAAAAAAUGAUCAAAUGACAAAAAACAUUAUACAAAGUAUAAAUAUGGAUUGAUGUAAUGUAACGAUUAUGAUCCUACUCAAAUCGCUUGUUGCUCACUCUUUUUCCCUUUCUGUAGAUAUGAUAACUAGAAUCUGGAGUCUGGACCCCUGGUAUGGCAGAAAACUGAAAAUUCUCCAUUUAGGGAUAUUCCCAUCAUGAAUUGGCUAUAAGCAACAUCUGGGAAUCAAAUAUUUAAACUGCUUUGGCAUCAUACUGUUUGCUAUGCUGUUGUCUUCUUUUCUAUUGUUUUCUAUUAUGGUUAAUUUUUGUUAAUUUACACUUCUAUGGGGGGAAAUCAGGGUAGAAAUGGUUUUGCUUAUUUGUAAUGUACUGGAAUCUGUCCACUCAUUUAAUAAACAUCUGGCCUCUUUGUCUUCAACUCUUUGAUAAUGAAGUUCAUUGAAGAUUCAAAUUAAAUGUCUGAUUUAAAGGAGAC